CUGCUACCUAAGUUGCCCACAUUUUGUAUACUUUAGUGUAGAAUUUCUUUUGAUUUUAUCCUGAUGAAGGUCAUUAUAUGACCGAAACCGGGUCUGAAGGCGAAAAUAAAUCCAAUGAACCAGGCUUGGUAUAGCAUCCACACAUAUUGUCAGCUGUACAAACUACUUCAGAAAGGUCAGCAACUUCAAGAUUGGGUAAACUUAUCAAACAAGAUGGCCAUGAUGGCCCUAUAUCGCGCACCUGUUACCACUGCACUUGAGGACAAAAUCAAUAUCUAAGUCCAAAGGACAGGAACAACAAAGGGAAGAAAUUUAACCAAAAAGAAAAAAAAAAUUCUUACAAGGUACAGAUAUAUCAAAAUACACCUAAAAAUUGGUGGUACCAUCCAUGUUGUACCACAGAAAAGUGGUCUUGAUUUUUCCCUACGGCCAGUAAUAAAAAAGUUACUAAAAAUAAGCUAUUUAUAGUAAUGUCAAAGGGAAGUAAUUAAAAAAAAUUAUAGUAAGUGAACAAAAGAAGGAUAUGCCAAAUAAAACUGUUGACAUAAAUGAAAUUUCCGAUAGGUAUUUUUAUUAGUUAUGGAGAUAUACCCAUUAUAAUUUAAAAUAAAGGGAGGUAAUUUGAUAUAAAAUCAGUUCAUAGUUAUCUACCCUGAUUGGCUCAGUCAAACUAAUGACAAUAAUGAAAUUUCAAACAAGUCCUAUAAGGACUUACUGAUAUAAAUCCAUUUUGAUUACAAUCAGGGGAGGUAAUCAGAUAAAAAAAAAAACUCUGGAACCUACGAUUGGAUCUGAUUUGUCAUGGAAUCCAAGAUUUAUUGCUGUUGAAGAUAUUUUGCAAGUUUGUAUCAAAUAAAACCAUAAAAGAAGUCUCUAUAUGGCUGCAAAAGCCAAAUAGCCAAUUUUGGACCUUUAAGGGGCCAUAACUCUGGAACCCAUCAUGGAAUCUUGGCAGUUAAAGAAAGGAACCGAGAUCUUAUGGUGAUACAAGUUGUGUGCAAGUUUGGUUAAAAUAAAAUCAUAAAUGAAGCUGCUAUUGUGCAGACAAGGUCAAAAUAGAUAAUUUUGGCCCUUUCAGGGGCCAUAACUCUGGAACCCAUAAAGGAAUCUGGCCAGUUCAAGAAAGGAACCAAGAUCUUAUGGUGAUACAAGUUGUGUGCCAGUUUGGUAAAAAUCAAAUCCUAAAUAAAGCUGCUAUUGUGCAGACAAGGUCAAAAUAGCUAAUUUUGGACCUUUCAGGGGCCAUAACUCUGGAACCCAUUAUGGGAUCUGGCCAGUUCAAGAAAGGAACUGAGAUCUUAUGGUGAUACAAGUUGUGUGCAAGUUUGGUUAAAAUAAAAUCAUAAAUGAAACCACUAUCGUGCAGACAAGAAAUUGUUGACGCACGGACGGACGGACGCACGGAUGGACGAAGGGUGAUCACAAAAGCUCACCUUGUCACUAUGUGACAGGUGAGCUAAAUAGUAUCAUAUAAAGUAUUUAUAUUAAAAAAAAAAUCCAUGCAAGUCCACAUAAAACUCUACGAGGUAGAGAUAGGUCAAAAUACACCUAAAAAUUGGAUGUAAUAUGCAUGUUGUACCACAGAAAACUGCUCUCAAUUUUUCCCUACAACCUGAAAUAAAUAAGUUACAAUAUAAGCUAUUUAUAGUAAACCAAAGAGACAUGAUUCUAACGAGGGCCAUGAUGGCCAUAUAUCACUCACCUGAGUACCAUUGCUUUAACCAAAAAGAAAAAAAAAAUCAUACAAGGUACAGAUAUGUCAAAAUACACCUAAAAAUUGGAGGUACCAUCCAUGUUGUAUCACAGAAAAGUGGUCUUGGUUUUUCCCUACGGCCAAUAAUAAAAAAAUUACUAAAUAAGCUAUUUAUAGUAACAUAAAAGGGAAGUAAUUAAAAAAAAUUAUUGGAAGUGAACAAAAGAAGGAUCUGCCAAAUAACAAGGCUUAUUGCUUUAUGCUAUAAUGCCAGUUUAUUUCAGUAGAGCUGAGUGCUUCAAGGGAGGAAACCAUUGCUACCAUUAAUUAUUAGUUUAGGCAUGGUUUUCUCCCUUUGUAAUUUUAUAAACAGGAAGUACCUCAAAAGUUAUCUCCCUUUCAAAACAAACAAGGUCGAAUUUUUUAAAAAAAAUUAAAAAUCAACGUAAUCCUGUGUAAAGAAGAUGCCAGGUACAGGGAAACCCAAGUCUAGAAAGAGACAGAACACUGUCAGUGUGAUAGAAGCUGAAAGUUUGUCUUCAAUGGAGCAGGAGCCUGAAAGAUUGAACAUUUUGGGCAGCUCAACUCAGAGGGGUAAAAAUAAAAUAAUUGAUUUUGAGAAACUUAUCCAGGAAUCUUUAGAAUUGACACCCCCAUGUUCAAAUAUUGAUAAUGCCACCCCUGAUAAUAUCUAUCCUAUUGAAUCUAGAAAUACAAUUCAAAAUUUAGAUCUGGGUGUUCCAGAAAGGAUGAGGUGUGGCGGGGAUAAUUUGGGUUGCCAUGUCCCUGAACCAAUCCAAACCAAAAUCAAACAACAUGAAUAUGUGAAUCUGUCUUUACUAUUAAAAGGUGGUAUUGAACUGGCUAAUUUGCAAGAUAAUUGUUUUCUUGGGGUGGAUGAAGAUGGCCACUUGGUAACAAAGCCUAAGGCAUGUUCUGAAAAAAAUACAUCAAUUGAAAUAUGGUCAGAUGCUUUUUUAAUAUUUAGUAGCAUUUACUUGAGUGCACAUCCAGAACAAACUCAAGACUUACUACAAUAUAUGUUUAUUAUCCGUGAAGCUGCUGGCAAAUAUAAAGGUGAUUUUUGGCAGGUAUAUGAUGAACAGUUUCGUUUACGCCAAGCCUCUCAAUUCAUGCCAUGGUCAUCAAUAAACUCAGAUCUUUGGCUGAGAUGUUUCUCUGGUGCUGGUAAUCCACCCCUAGCGACAAGGGCACCCGCUCACUCCAAACCACCACCAUGCAUUGACUUUAACAAAGGGUUUUGCAAGUGGGUUAAUUGUCGCUAUAAUCAUGUAUGUUCUAUAUGCUAUGCACCACAGCAUGGCCUUUGGAAUUGUCCAAAUCCCCACUAACAAGGUAUCAGUUUUCUGCAGUCCUCACCAGAGCCUGUCGACAGGCAGGUUUUCAUUCACACAUGUUUAAAACUCAUAGUUUUCGCAUUGGCCGUGCAACUGAUUUGGCAAUAAAUGGAUACCCUGCGGAUCUAAUAAAGCAAAUGGGUCGUUGGUCCUCUGACUGUUACUCCAGGUAUAUAAGACUUUGAAACCCAUAACGUUUUGUAAACUAAGAUAUCAAACAUCACUUGAUGUAU
Mercenaria mercenaria is the source of this 3284-nucleotide messenger RNA. RefSeq lists its product as uncharacterized. The transcript has 3 exons. The record is from RefSeq and is a predicted model, not a curated record. Gene Ontology annotation, molecular function: metal ion binding. NCBI's taxonomy places the organism in Eukaryota, Metazoa, Mollusca, Bivalvia, Venerida, Veneridae. Bases 2158 to 3045 code for a protein of 295 amino acids.